Molecule: messenger RNA, 8750 nt
Organism: Culex pipiens pallens (northern house mosquito)
Lineage: Eukaryota; Metazoa; Arthropoda; Insecta; Diptera; Culicidae
Product: autophagy-related protein 2 homolog B
Exons: 13
Coding region: 1225-7944 (2239 amino acids)
Biological process (GO): reticulophagy; autophagosome assembly; autophagy of mitochondrion
Cellular component (GO): phagophore assembly site; extrinsic component of membrane
Molecular function (GO): phosphatidylinositol-3-phosphate binding
Source: RefSeq, a predicted model, not a curated record
CUGCUGUUAGCAAAAGAUACGGUCGUGUGAGUCCAUGAGCCUUUAACAUCUUGCGUUUCGCUGAACCUUUGAGAAGAUCUGGUGUCAUGAUCACUAGUUUGACUUUCGAUGACUUCGUUGUUCUAAAGAAGCUUGCCUGCUACCCAUUUUUCUUCGACAGAUGUCGAAAACUUCCAGCGUGUUACAGUCAGAUUCCAGCCGAUGAACAAAAUUUUACGCUUGUUCCGGUUGCAUCAGCUUUAUGUAGAAUGGUGUUGUGAAGAUGACGAGUCCCACAGUUUCCAAACUGGUAAUCCGAACAGACGUUCUGCGAAUAACACAAAGUUUGCAUGUUUUGUUCAUUUAUUUCUUCAUACCUGCAAUCGUUGUUGAAUGUUUUUUGCAUCUUCACGAUUUUAACACAUUUUCUCCACAGUCCCGUCAACUUUGUUGCUUCCCGACUGCGUUUCGUCGAGUUUCGCUUGUAAACAAAAACAUCACCAGCCUGCUGCGAGCGAGCGAGCGAGCAAGCAACUCUCCAACCUCUCCCCUCACACACAUUGCUGGUGAAACCCGAACAAAGCAAAACUUUCCGUCUGGUUCUGGUCAAGGCUCCGCGCAGAAAAGUAACCAAAUCGCGUGCAAAACGGGCCCCGAUCCGGCCAAACUGCGUCACAAAACGUGCGGUUAGAGAGUGACGUUUGGAGUGCGGUGAAAUUUCGCGUAAAGUUGCGCGAUUUUGGGCGGAAAAGUCGAGGCAACACAGCAGUUCAGGAAAGGCGUGUAAUAAAACGGGAAGAAAUAUUGCAAGAACCGAGCUUUGCGAGCGCCCUUACCAGAUAGACACCAACACAAUCGCACCCAGAGCGCGCUGAAAAUAAGUCUGGUUGGAUAUCUGGUUUUUUUUGCAUUACCCAUACAGAAGCGAGAAGGCAGCUCGUGGAAAGUUUCCUCCGCACAGCAAGAGAGGGAGACACAAGAACAACAAGCCAGUGCACGAGCGAGAGAGCAACUCGUAUCGAACAGCUGAGAAACCUUGAAAAUUAACUCGUACACACCAAAACAGUGAGUCGGAUUCGAGCGUAGAAGGAGUUGGAGGAAGCAAAUUCAGUGGAAAACACUGAAAGAAAACGGAAGAAGAAAACGAAGAAAGUUUGCGUGAUCGUGAAGAGUACGAGGGUACGAUCAGAGAGUGAGUGAGUGAAACAGUGAGUGAUUAGAAGGAAGGAGGGAGAAAGGGUCAAGAUGCCGUGGUACGCACCAUGGUCGAACGUGAUCAAGAAGAAAGUGUGUCGGUUCCUGCUGCAGCGCUACCUCGGUCAGUUUCUCGAGGAGCGGCUCAGCCUGGAUCAGCUGACGGUGGACUUUUACAACGGCACCGGCACCGUGUACGAUGUGACGCUGUACUGCCAGGCACUAAAUGACCUCUGCGAGGGCCAGGGCUGGGGCAUCGAGGUGCUGAGCGGCCACAUCGGUGCCGUCACGGUCAACAUUCCGUACGAGGCCCCGCUCGCCAAGGACAGCUCGAUCGAGGUGACGAACCUGUCGAUCAGCGUCCGCCCGAAGGCCCGCUCCACCGAUGGCACCUCGAUGUUCGAAUCGAUGUGGUCCUCGAUGUCCAGCUCGAUGCAGCUGGCCCAGGAAUGUCUGGAGCGGGAAGGGGGCGGUUCCGGCGCGGGUUCCGGCGGAGGAGGACAGGAGACACCGACGAACGCACCCGCCACCACCAUCGAGGGACUGGAGAAGUUUGCACAAAUCAUCGACAACGUGCUGAACCGGAUCAAAGCCAAGCUGGUCAACACGGAAAUCCGGCUAGAAUACCUGCCACCGGACAGCGAUUGCGGGGUCGCACUCAUAGUCAAAGUCAAGAGCAUCGAGUACCAGAACGAAGCCGGAAGCGACCCGCCGGACCGUUCGGACGCACCAUCCUCGGGCAGCGAUGACCAGCAACAGCCCAAGCAAAAGUCCUUCCUGAUCGCGACGCACGCAACUCACCACAUCACGAUGGAGGGCAUCACAUUCUACACGGAGGAGUUCCGGAUACACAGCCCUCGACGGCAGCAGCAGCAGCAACGGCAGCGGCAGGAAACUUGCGAAAAGUCGGUCGCGAGCGAACAGUUCCUCAGCACGAUCUCGGACCUGCCCGAUCCGAUUAGUAGUUAUACAAGCGUUUGUGAUAAUAGCGUUAGUGGAGCUAGUUUUAAGCAAAGUGAUAGUGGAGAGGAGGGGGAGGAAGAGGAGGAGGAGGAGCAGGUCGAGGUGUUCCGUUCGGGGGAGAUAAUGGUGGGGAAGAUUACGUCGAAGCAGGAGAUUCGACUUAAGAUGAAGCAGGCGGAUAACCUGGCGGGGCCGAACGUGGAGUUGGAGAUGUCGCUGGGAGGGUUGCAGCUGUUUAUGUCGCCAAGGCAGUUACACUCGGUGGUGCUGCUGAGUGACACGUUGCUGGGGGUGAAUGCGGCACCGUCGACGCCCAAAUGUUCGCCGCCGGAUUUGAAUACAGCGGGACCGGGUGGGAACAAUGAGUAUGAUUUCAAUAAGCACAACUUCAACCAGAUGGGAGGAGGGGUUGGUAUGAACCAGGGCUGGUCACUGGCGGAUCCGAUGCAGACAAUAAUUCAGGAGCAGGCGGCUCAGUUCAUGGACGAGUGCUACGCCAUUUCGGAGAUGAUCGAGUCCUCGAACAGCUCCAUGACCUGCUCGUUUUCGUCUUCCAGUGCGGCGUCGCGGACUACGUCGGCGGCGAGUCGACGGCGCCAGAUCAAUCCGGACGCGGAUGCUGACAUUUCCAAGUUCAAUGUCCGAGUGGCGGCCAUCGCGGUGGUUCUGCUUCACGAGGAUCUACUGGUGGAGAGCAGUCAGUUCAGUGCCAACGAAUCGCCGCUCAGUGAAGCGAGCGUCCAGCAGCUCCAGGCCAAGGCGGACCGAUUCUUCCGGUCAGUCGGCAAUCUCGGCCUGGGGCUCGGUGCAAACGAUAUUCUAAACGCCGGCCUGAUCAUGGACUCCGGUUGUGAUAGCAGCCAUCUGCGUCUGCUGAUGGCACCGAUCAUCGUGGAAGGAGAAGAACAACGAAACCGGCUCGGAUCCGUCCUGCGGUUCUCGAUAUCGAUCGCCCGGGCCGAUCUCCGGGAGGUACUGACUGAAGUGGCCGUUCCGUUGGUCGAGUUCUACCGGGAAAAGUGUUCCAGUGCACUGCCCAAACGGCCCGAAAUCACGAUCCAGUUCAAGCAAACUUGCAACGCCCUCAAAGGAUCCAGCGGAAAGCGAUUCGCACCCCCCAAAACGGAACUUCACUUCUCCCUAGCACCGUUCCUGUCCGAGUUCGACAUCACCAUCCUGGACCGGAUCAGUUCCCUGAUCUACCACUUCCCCUUCGCUACUUACUACACCCAAACAACUCCAGUGAACUCCCCCGACUCCCCAACCGGAACUUCCCGCAAGUUCGAACCCAAAACCGAACUUCACCUGGACGCCCCAUCCAUCGAAUUCCGGCUGCGCUUCCCUAUUCCAGACCUGCGACCAAUCCACGACCCACAGCGCGUUCCCUGGUGGCGUCGCAACAUCCGGCCAGACUUCAUCCUGGUCAAACUGCAGCAGGUCCGCGUUAACAUCGGUCUUACCCCGCACCCUCUCUACGACAUCGCCGCCAACGAAAUCCAGCUGUUCUACCACGAGACUGAACUCAAGCACGACUGCGUCAACAUCGGCAAAGCCGUCAUGACCGACGGCGACAAGAAACCGGGCGUCGAAUAUCCGCGCAUCGUGAUCGAAAUCCCCAGCGAGGCCGCCAUACAGAAGCUGCAGGAAAACCCAACCAAUCAACCGGACGGUCAGCGAAGACGCGGCGAAGAAAGUGACAGCGAUCCGACGUCCGGCGAAAGCUUCGGCGUUACCACUGGGAAAAGCAAAGAGGACACUCCGUUCAGCGCGAAGCGCGUCUGCCGCGAAAGUGACACCCCGCACGCGAAGGCCUCGGUGGACGAUCCGGAGACGCUAACGCUUCCCGGAGACGCGGAAGAGCUGCGCACGUUCUGCGAUGCCGCGAUGCGCCUGAGCAAGCUGCAGAUCCGGAUCGAGUUGCCCGUCGUCAGCUUGCAGUUGAAAUCAAAACACCUGUACGAGGUCAUCUACAACCGCAUCAGCACCGACCUGCUGCUGUGGGAGCCGAGCGCACCGGCGGCGACGGCCGCCGCGGAAGCCAGUGCCAACGCGAGCGCGUCCCGGGUGGCGUUCCAGGAACCGCACAUCAACCUGGCCUCGAUGGGCAUGAUGGACAGCAUCUACGCGCCCUUUACCAUGUGCCAGAGCGCGAUUCAGCUGGAUUCCAGCUCGUCCGCUACCAACUCGGAGUCGGAGUCCGACUCGGACGGUAUCUUCUACUCGGUCUACGACCGCAGCGGACGUAAUCCGGCCCAGCAGUCCCAUCAUCAGCACCACCACCAGCAGCAAAACCGAAGGCAUCAGGCGUCGUCCCAUCGGAAGGCGUCUUUCGUGGACCGCAGCAACGCGAUCGCGUUCCAGCUCAACAUUGGCCAGGGCAUGCUGACGAUGUUCGCUCCGGUGCGGGAUGCCCAGAACCACGUAAUUCCGGGACAGCUGGGGGAGUUUAUCAUCAAGCUGCAGUCGACGUACGUAUUUUCGGUGAACGGCUUUCACGGCAACUCCAACCUGGGCUACCUUUGCAUCCAGGGCAAGGCAGCGGAUAUCUACCAUUGUGGUCUCAUACCAACCCCGGCCAACAAUCCGCCGCUCAGGCUGGUCAACAGCGUGCUUCCAGCGUACAUCCUCAGUACCCUCUACCCAACGCCCCGAAACCUAACCCUGCACGAGCAGCGUGGCUGCCCGAACCGGGAAAUGUUCUCGCUGGCCAUCCAGAUCAAAGCGCUCCCCGAGCAGAGCAUCAAGCGUAUCCGGAUGUCGGCCGGCAUCCAGUUGACUACGCUUCGGCACCACUCGACCCUUCCGCAGCACUCGUGGCUCACCCAGCUGCAGGACAUGUUCGACGUGGUGGACUACCCCGUCCAGGGCUACACGCCGCUCGGGGUCAUUACCGAGAUGCACCUGCACCUGUGGGACUGUGCCAUCGACUACCGGCCGCUGUACUUCCCGUACCGGGCGAUCAUCACCGUGAGCUCGUUCAUGAUCAGCAGCAACAUUGCGGCGGAGUGUGCGGGCUUGACGUUGCGGUUUAUUGCGGAAGAUGCGACGCUCAGUUUGGCGCCGCAGAUCGUUCCGGUGGCGGGAAGUGACGAGCCGAAGAAGAGCGCCAAGGAGGACAAUAAGAUCACGGUGGUCCCGUCCAACGACCUGGUGUGCUUGGUAGAGCUGGGUCUGUUCGAGAUAUCGCUCCGGUUGAACGAGAAGGCGACCAGUUCGUUCCCCAAGUUCGACCUACGGACGGCCAUCAACGAUGUGCACGUGCGAACCUGUGCCGAUUCCGGCCGGGCCCUAGCUCAGCUGAUUGGCUAUCUGGCCUCGGAGGGCGAUCUGGUGGUGCAGGAUGACGGAUCGAGUGAGAUCGGGGAUGACACCAGUAGCGUUGGGGGGCUUCCGAUGGGAUCGGAACAGGAGGCGGAUCUGUUGCCGGUUAAGCCGAGCCAGUCGGCGCCGGAAGUGACGCCGAAGCAGCAGCAACGGGUUAACACGUUGAUGGCUGAGGCGAUGGAGGAGAGCAUGUCGUUGCAGAGUACGUUUAGUGACUCUUCGAGGGAUGAUCAGCUGCUGGCCGAUGGGGAGGGCGUUGAGGUGUUCUUCUUUCCGGAUGAGGAUCAGAAUCGGGCGGCGGCUAGGAAGAAGCUGGUCAACAACUUGGUGUCGGAUCACAGCAAUAAGAGGAGGUUCACGUCGGAUGAUGAUUCGUUGAGCAUCGAUGAAGGAUCGAGCGUUCCGUCUUCGUAUCAGGACGAUGAUCACUACUUGAAGCAGCGGCCUUUUGACGAUCGUUCCGAGGAUACCGGAUCGGUGAAUACGGAGAUGCGGGAGCUGCUCAACUUUGAGUGUUCGGUGAUGGGAAUGCAGAAGGAGCAGGAAGAAGAUGAAGCUGUGGAAGCGCUGCCACAGGUGACCAUGGAUUUGGGUGAUGUACGAAAGCACCCGACAAACGUGGACAAUAAGGCCACAUCAGGCGUGGCAAGAAAGGUCAGUUCCGACACGGAUGAAGAUUUCUGCUUCAUUGCCGACGAGGAACGGCCUCACUGUAGCAACCAGGAAGUCCCGGUGCUGGAAGAACCCAUCCGCAUCGUGGAUAAUCACUUCAGUGUUCCAUCGGGCAAGCCGGAUCUUCUGCUGGCUCCACAAGGUUUCCCGAUGGCCGUCACCCGCUACACAAUUUGUGAGAUGUCCGUGACGUGGCAUCUGUACGGAGGUCACGACUUCCAAACCGAAGAAGAUCGGAAGAAGCCCAAGGUGAAAAAGUCGGAACACAGUUUCGCCCAUUUGCCAAUGUCAGAAGCCUACAAGAGCGGUGUCAGCUACUCGAAGGGUUCACCAGCGGUCACGUUCGGUCCAGUAACCCAAAAGCAAACCUGGAAGAGCCGCGGAGGUCUCGAGCGCAAGCAUGACGUCAUGAUGGAGGUGCAGAUCAACAAGGUCAAGUUCUCGCACGAAGUGUACCCACCAAACGCGGAGCAGGCCUCCCGUCAGGUGCUACUCAUCACGGAGCUGGAAAUCUGGGACCGCCUCGCCAUCUCGGACAUCAAGAAAUUCCUCUACCAAUCCAGCGUGGGUCAACGCCCAAGUAAAGGCAACAACCACAUGGUGGUCAUCAAGGCGCUUCACCUCCGGCCAAAUCCGGUUCUACCGGCCCAGGAAUGCUGCCUUCGCAUCUCGAUCCUCCCAAUCCGACUCAACAUCGACCAAGACUCGCUCCUCUUCCUGGUCAACUUCUUCAACCUGCUCGGCGGUGGCGGUGAUCUCAGCGAAACUACCGAAACAGGCAAGUACCAGCAACCCUCUAGUCGGGCCAGCCAAUCUUCCACGACUCCCUCGCAUCAACCUCCGGUCAUGAUGGUGGAACUUCCGGAAGCGGCACAAGAACUAGCCGCCCGCAAGCUCGUCUCCGAAAACCUAAUGCUACUCAUCGAAGAGGAGGAAAAGAACAAGGAAAACCCGCAGGACACCGGUACCGAAAUGGGCGACGACUCGCCCCCGAUCUACUUCCGGAACGUGAUCUUCGGCCCGGAUGUGCCCAUCCGGAUCGACUACCACGGCAAGCGGGUUGAACUGUCCCACGGACCGCUGGCCGGACUGUUGAUGGGACUGGGCCAGCUGCAGUGCUCGGAGAUCAAGCUGAAGAAGAUCUCCUACCGGCACGGAAUUCUGGGCGUUGACCGCCUGCUGAACUUCCUGCUGCAGGAGUGGCUCCAGGACAUCAAGAAGAAGCAGCUGCCGAAGAUUCUGGGCGGCGUCGGGCCGAUGUACUCGCUGGUGCAACUAUUCCAAGGUAUCUGGGAUCUGUUCUGGUUGCCGAUCGAGCAGUACCAGAAGGACGGAAGGAUCGUGCGGGGGCUGCAGCGCGGAGCGCAGAGCUUCACGGCUAGGACGGCACUGGCAGCGCUGGAGAUUACCACCCGGAUCAUUCAUUUGCUACAGAUUACCGCCGAAACCGCGUACGACAUGGUAUCGCCAGGCCCAUCGGUUCGCCGCGGCCGAGGCAACAAGAAGGGCAAGCGGAAGCGGCUGCACCCUCCGCAGGACAUCCGCGAGGGCAUGACCAACGCCAUUCAGAUCGUGCGGGAGGGCAUCUCCGAGACCGCCCACAACCUGGUCGAGCUGACCGCCCUCGAGCACGACCAGAAGGGCUACACGGGGGCGGUGGGGGCCGUGAUGCGCCAGAUUCCGCCGAUUGUGGUGCAACCGAUCGUGCUGGCCACGCAAGCCACCAGCAACGUGCUGGGCGGCGUCAAGAACCAGCUGGUGCCGGACGCGAGGGCUGAGGCGCGGGAAAAGUACAAGGACGACGUGGAGUGAGUCAGCUUGGUUGUUUUGUGGUAGAUUUGUUUUGUGUGUUUUUUGUUUGGUUUUCUUGUAGAAGAAGGACGAAUUUUAAGUUGCGAUUUUUUUUUGUCACAGCCCGAAUUCGAUCGCGGUGUGGGGACAGCAAUCAUAUUUUACUAGCCGUAAUAACAAGAAUGUAAGCAUGUGAUAAAGAAACAAUUUUCUACGUGAGUUGGUGGCUUGGAAUUUUCGGCAACUACGACUCGCAAAAAUUUAAUCUUGAAUUGUACCGUUUUGGAGGAACAUUUUGAGAAGAAAAAAAGAACGACAAAAUCGCACCAAUUAGUAAGCCAAUAUGAUAGACGAUUAAUCUCUCUCUCUCUUUACUACGAAAUGCCUUUCCCAAAAGGCAACUCUUAACAAGAUUUGUUCAUGCUGCUAUUAUAUAGAAUUACUCUUAUUCAUUGUAGUGUAAAACUAUAUUACGAGCAUCCAUAUUUCCUAUAGGAACUAAUAUUACGAAAAACAAAAUAACUCUUAAAUUUUGUCUAAGAAGCAGAACAGCGAGAAAUCGGGCAGUUCUAAACGAGAAAGGAAAGUCAGUCAGUGAUUGAACUUUGAUUUUUGCCUAACUAUUAUCAGCACACACUUUAUUGAUUUUACAGUGCAAAGAUGAUCGUUUCUUAAUGGAUGAAAAAAAAAAAAACUUGUGAAAGCUAGAGAGCGUGAACGUGAGAUGAGAAACUAUUAAAGUUUAAAAUUAUUCAGCAACAAUUUGUAUUUUCAUAGAGUUGGAAAGGCUCGCGAGCUGCGCGAGUGCUUUCCGGAGGAAAUAAAAA